AUGGGCUGUUGUCAAUCAAAAUCAAACGGCUUUUCACAUGAACAAGAUGCGAUUCCUCAAAAUCCAAUCCACAACAAUAUAAAUCGACAAAACGUGCCACCCAUUAUCAUCACAAAGGCACAUUCAAUUGCUUCUGUGGAUUCAUCGCUGCCACAGUCAACUUCUGUCGGUGCAGUUGCUUCAGAUACCAAGAAGUCGGUGCCAUUGGAACAUAAUGCCAUUCAAAAUGGGUCAGCAGCAGAUGCCGAGAACAUGUCAGAAAAGCCUUCAGUGAUCAUUGAGGAGAGAACGCAAGUACAUGACUAUGGAGUGCCACCCGAUUUGAGAGAACACAACAACGAGCAAGCCACGAUCAGACAAGUAAAGCCAAUCGUAAUUAAUUCACCCCAGAGCAUGAGUGAGCCGACCAUUGUGCCAGCUUCAGACAUCCCACAAGCCAAGGCAGCAGCAGUGGAGGCAGGUAUUUUAGCACCUUCCUCAAACGAAUCCACGCCACUGGAGCCAAGCACGAGUACAGCGGCAUGGUCCAUUCUCAUCCGACGCAACUCAUCUUCUUUCAAAGAUACUGCUAUUGAGAUCCCUACAGUAGAACCUUUUAUGACAGUAUCUGAUGUAAAACGUAAAAUCCAUGUGGAACCCGGACAACAAAUCAAAUUGAUACAUCUGGGAAAGAUAUUGAAAGACAAUGCAACACUUGUGCCUUCAUUUUGCUCGAAAUCACUGUUGAAGCAGAAUGCUGUUAGAGUAGCCAACCAUGGAGUGAUUCAAGCCAUGGUCUACACAAAAUAA
This is a messenger RNA of Mucor velutinosus, 789 nucleotides long. RefSeq lists its product as uncharacterized. The record is from RefSeq and is a predicted model, not a curated record. Bases 1 to 789 code for a protein of 262 amino acids. NCBI's taxonomy places the organism in Eukaryota, Fungi, Mucoromycota, Mucoromycetes, Mucorales, Mucoraceae. The transcript is spliced from 2 exons.